AUGUCGGCGCGAGCGAUCCCCGCGCUGACCACUGUGCGCGGGUUUACCGGUGCCCCGAUCGUGUCCGGCGACGAGGACUCGGACUACAGUACCGCCUGCGAAACCCCUCCACCCUCCACCCGCCAUGCUCGGCCCCGGUUUGACGACGUUGUCAGCGCCAACUGCAGCCCCAGCCUGCGGCCCGUUGCGUCUCCCGCUGUUUCUGGUAUCGCGAAGCUCCGCCAAGCCAUGGAACCCCUCAGCCUCGACGCGAGCUCCCGGACGAGCACCCUGACUCUUAGCGGGAGCCAGCUAGGGUUCCCGCGCUUUGGUGCCAACCACAAUGGUCUGUCCAGCGUUGGCAUGAGCCGUUGCGGCAGCCGCGACACGGUGAGCCUAGAGCAUGACUUUGUCAGUGAGACAGUCCGCGAAAAGUCGGCCAUGUUUGGCGCCGUCGAGGAGGCCUAG
This is a messenger RNA of Parascedosporium putredinis, 447 nucleotides long. NCBI's taxonomy places the organism in Eukaryota, Fungi, Ascomycota, Sordariomycetes, Microascales, Microascaceae. The record is from the annotation of a GenBank genome assembly.